AUGGCGAAGGUAGCACUGAUCACGGGAGGAGCGUCCGGCAUCGGGCUAGCGACAGCCCAACUCUUCGCAAGUAAAGGAUGGACUGUCGCUAUCGCCGAUCUGAACGAGUCCGCUGGCAACAAGUACGCCGCUGAGCUCAAGGGGUCGUUCCAUAAGACGAACGUUACCGACUACGACAAUCUUGCACAGACCUUUGUUCAGGUAUGGAAGAAGUAUGGCAGACUUGAUAUGGUCUAUGCAAACGCUGGCAUCGUCGAGAAAGUGAACUUCUACGAGGAGUACAAAUCAGAUGACGACGGCUUGCCUCCACGCCUAGAUGAUGUUGUGCUCGAUAUUAAUCUCAGAUCCGUGGUAUGGACCGCUCAUCUGGCUCUCCACUUCUUCCGGAAGAAUCAGGACAAGCCGGGAGGCAGUCUUGUGAUCACAGCAUCCACUGGAGGGCUCUAUGCUACACCAUUGCUGCCCAUGUAUGCAGCCGCCAAGUUUGGCUGCGUUGGAUUGGUGAGAUCACUCGCUGUCUACCUCGAAGGCACGGGCAUCAGAGUCAAUUGUGUCUGCCCCGGAGCUGUCGCUACCGGCUUGUUGAAGAAGGAAGAAUGGGCCAAGUUUCCCCAGGACACGAUGACACCUGUGGAGAACGUUGCGAAGGCAGUGGCUAAACUUGUGGAAGAUGAGAGUCUGACUGGGAAGUCCUUGAUGGUCGUUCAGGACCGGUUGACCAUUAUUGACAAUCCGGAGCCAUCAGAUCCGGCACUGCAUGGCAUGAUGUCGAGGGAUAACAAAUUCAAGGACGGCAUGUAG
Molecule: messenger RNA, 801 nt
Organism: Cyphellophora attinorum
Lineage: Eukaryota; Fungi; Ascomycota; Eurotiomycetes; Chaetothyriales; Cyphellophoraceae
Product: 15-hydroxyprostaglandin dehydrogenase [NAD(+)]
Exons: 4
Coding region: 1-801 (266 amino acids)
Source: RefSeq, a predicted model, not a curated record